This is a messenger RNA of Centropristis striata (black sea bass), 2221 nucleotides long. It is a transcript of the gene fbxo21, whose product is annotated as F-box protein 21. The coding region runs from base 1 to 1932 and encodes 643 amino acids. Gene Ontology annotation, molecular function: DNA binding; protein binding. The transcript is spliced from 12 exons. The record is from RefSeq and is a predicted model, not a curated record. Lineage: Eukaryota; Metazoa; Chordata; Actinopteri; Perciformes; Serranidae.
AUGGCGACGUCUGUAGCCGGAGAGGGGCAACAAAGUCUAAAUGGGAUUAUAUCCGACCCUCAGACGAAAAAACUGACCGACCUGCCGACCGAGUUGCUCGAACACAUCCUGUGCUUCCCUGUCCUCAAACAUGGCGACAUUUGUAACGUCUCCUGCUGCUGCAAGCGGCUCCACGACGUCUGCCAUGGAAGAGGGAAGGUCUGGGGACACCAGUAUAAACUCAGAUGGCCAAGACUGCAGAGGUUUUACCGUCAGAAUGAAUGCUGCGACUGGCUCAAAGAAUACAAAACACGCCAUAGAGUGGGAAUACAGAUACGAAGGACGGUGGAAUCAAUCUCAAAGAGAUUCUUCACAGAAGUCAGAUCUGUAACUCAGCCUUGCGUUGGCCAGGUGCUCGGAGACAGCUUUGCAGAGAUUGAGUCACUUGGGAUGCCGGAGCACUUCUGUGAAGACGAGCUCCUCUUCAUACUCAACUCUGAUAAGAGGAAAAGCUUGACCCUGAAGUACUAUGCAAAGAAAAUCCUUUACUUCCUGAGACAACAGAACAUCCUGAGGAGUUUAAAAACCUUCCUGGAGCAGCCGGUGGAGCAGCAGUCAGCUUUAGAGGGUGCUAUACUGGUGGAUCAGUAUUGCAACCCACUGGCUGACGUGACACUGAACAGCAUAUCAGCCCAACUGGACGAGAUCGCAGAGAAAGUGAAGAAGAUGCUGAGAAUCAAGAACCCCUCUCACCCCAGCUUACGUAUCGCUCAAGGUGACUGUUUUGUGGUGGAGGACUUUGAGCUCCAGAGGCAGGUGAUGUGUGCCCUAAACUCUGUCUUGUACGAGCAGCUUCAGUACAAAGGCAACGAAUUCGACUACUACAACCCCCUCAACUCUUACAUCCACCAGGUGCUACUACGCCGUACAGGCAUCCCCAUAAGCCUCUCUGUCCUCUACAUGACAUUAGCACGGAAGCUGGGAGUUCAGGUGGAACCCGUCAACUUUCCUAAUCAUUUCCUGCUGCGCUGGUGCCAAAAACAAAGAGGGAGUGAGGACAUCUACGACUAUGUCUACAUUGAUGCCUUUGGUAAAGGCAAACAGCUGACUGCCAAGGAGUGCGAGUACCUCAUCGGCCACCAGGUGUCAGCAGAUUACUACAGUGCCAUCAGCACCACAGAGGUGCUGCUCAGGAUGGUGGGAAACCUGCUGAACAUCGGGAAGAGAGGGGAGGGCAAUGAGAAAUCCUACCAGCUGCUGAGAGACUCUCUGGACCUCUACCUCACUAUCAACCCAGAUAAUGUGCAGUACCUGCUGCUGCAGGCACGCCUCUACUUCCACCUGGGCAUCUGGCCAGAGAAGGUGCUAGACAUCCUGCAGCACAUCCAGGCGUUGGAUCCGUCCCAGCACGGGGCGGUGGGUUACCUGGUGCAGCACACGCUGGAGCACAUCCAGCACAAGAAGCAUCCAGUUACACCUGAGGUGAAGAAACGCAGCGUUGCAGAACACCUGGAGGUCCAGUACUCAGUCGGCCUCAUCAUGAAACACAAGAGGUCAGGAUAUAACUGUGUGAUCUACGGCUGGGACCCAAAGUGCACCAUGAGCCAGGAGUGGAUCACCACCAUGAGGGUCCACCAGCUGUCCAACGGGGCGUCCCAGCCUUUCUACAACGUCCUGGUACAGGACGGGACAUGCCGAUACGCUGCACAAGAGAACCUGGAGCCCCACUCGGCCCCCCUGGAGAUCGGCCAUCCAGAGGUGGGACGUUACUUCUCAGAGUUUGCCGACACCAACUACGUUGCCAACGAAGAACUACAGACACGAUACCCAGAGGACAUGGUUGAAACUCUGAGCACCGUGCAGGAGCUCUACCACAGACUGACACCUGGCUCUGGGAACCAGGACCAAGCUCCUGCUACAGACCAAAACAACCUCCAAGCCAUGCCCAUGUAGCGAAGCAGCAGGGUCCAACACUCUGCAGAUGCCUGGUCACCCAUUCUCAGCUCACAAUCCACUUAGCUGUUGGUGUUUUUUUGCACAUCCUCAAAGACCAGGACAUGUUUUAUGGGGAGGUUUUUUUUGUAAAAAGCAAUCAGUAUUUACAGUAUUUUCAGGAACUGAUAUGGUGCAACAUGAAAUGAAGAACCUGGUCUCACAGGAAUCUGUGAAAUACCCACGGAUUCGCUUAACUCAAAAUCCGUGGAAUAGCCACGGAAUCACUCGAAUUUCUGUGAAACUGACA